AUGGCCACGUGGAUCUGGCACCCAGACUGGACCGAAGAGCCCGCCGAGGCGUCGGCUGGAGCCCUGGUGCACUUUCGAAAAUCCAUCAUCCUGUCAACGCUUCAUCCCCAGCCCAUCCUCAUCCGCAUCACCGCCGACACCAAAUACAAGCUCUAUAUCAACUCAAAGCUGGUAUCCAUCGGUCCUGUCAAGGGGGACCGCCAUCUCUGGUUCUACGACGAGGUGGACAUCCGACCCUACCUCCAGCUGGGCCGGAACAACAUCAACGUCCGCGUGCUUCGAUUCUACUACGCCACGCAGCAUGCGACGAGCUUCCCAAGAUUACAUCGCCCGGGCCUGUUUAUCCAGCACACCCAGGCGGAAACCGCGCUGGGUGCUGGCUGCAUUCAAAGCGACCGAACAUGGGAGGCCGCCCUCGAUCAAACAACCAUCCUACCGACCGAGAUCAAAGAAGAUGAGUUUCUGCACGUCUACGAGCGAGUAGACGGCAGGUGUGAAUUAGCGACUCCAAAAUGGGUCCAGGUGGAGGAGCUGCAAUUCCCCAAUUCACAUGGGCUGUCCGCCCCGUGGAAACUGUCGCCUCGUAUGAUCCCACUUUCUCGAUAUCAACCGGGAUACUUCAAAUCCAUCUGUACCGUUUCCAGUGCCCUGCCGCGAUCGGAUUGGGAACGCACUCUUCUCGAGCCCGGUAUCAAGAAGUCAGCGUCGUCGUCGUCGUCGGUGAUCCGCCUGCCAGCUGGUAGCGAACACUAUCUCGAGCUCGAAGCCGACACCCAUAUGACCGCUUUUCCGUAUUUUUGCUUCGAAUGGCCACGCGACCUGGGCAGCACCCUGCGGGUGACCUACUCCGAGUGCUACGAAGACACCCCGUACCAGGUCCCCUAUAUCCGGCGCAAGGAGAACCGCUGUGACACCACAAAGAGCAUCAUUGGCCCGCAGGACGAAUAUAUCUUUGGAGGAGUUGCCGCCAAGUCGACGAAAAGCAGUCUCCCGUACCAUGAGAGCCAAGCGGACGAGGAGGUGUUUGCUCCGUUUCACUUUCGGACAUUCCGCUUCCUGGCUGUGCAUAUCAAAGUCUCUGACACGGCAGAUCUCAUCCUGAAGCGCAUUGAUCUAGUCAAAACCAACUAUCCACUGCAAGUCCACGCGGAUAUCAAGCUCUCGGUUGCCGACAAUGUAUACAGGGACAUGUGGACAACCAGUGUCCGAACCCUGACAAACUGCAUGCACGACUGCUUCGAGGACUGUCCCUUUUACGAGCAGCUGCAAUAUGCAAUGGAUGCUCGAAGCUCUGCGCUAUUCACCUAUUGCAUCUCGGGCGACGCCCGUCUAGCCCGCCAGGCGAUCCACCAGCCGCACAACUCGUACGACCCCCGGUUGGGACUCACUGCAAGCCGAGCACCCGCGCACCAGCAGCAGAUCAUUCCGCAUUUCUCACUCUUCUGGAUCUGCAUGGUGGCCGACCACUUUCAGCGGUUCAAUCAGAUUGAUUUUGUUCGCCAAUUCGUCCCGGUGUGUGAUGGAAUCCUCGAGUCCUUCUCGCGCCGAGUGGACCCCAGCCUUGGGCUCGUGCGCAGCGUGCAGAGCCCCGACCAGUGGGACUUUGUCGACUGGGCAGAGCCCUGGAAACCCAUGGGAAUCCCGCCGGCGGUGGAGAGAACGGGGUUCCAGUCCUAUACCAGCAUGUUGUACGCCUACACCCUGGCAGCAAUCUGCCCGCUCCUCGUCGCAAUGAGUCGUCCAGGCAUGGCCGAGGAAUAUCAGAUUCGGGCCAACGCCAUCAAAGGCGCGCUGAUCGCGUCCUGCUUCGACGGCCGCUUCUUCACGGAUGGACUGGCGGCGAAUUCGGAUCCUGCCUCGGACUACAGCCAACACGCCCAGGUGUGGGCGGUCCUCUGCGGCGCUGCAACAGGAGAUGUUGCUCUCGACAUCAUGAGCGAGUGCACCGCGCCAUCCAGCAGGAGAAAAUUUACUCAGACCUCCACGGCCAUGUCCUUUUACACCCUGCGGGCUCUCGCUGAGGUCGGUGGUGGCCUGUACGAGGAACGGUUCCAUGAGUUCUGGGCGCCGUGGAAAGCACAGCUGGCGCAGAAUCUGACAACGUGGGUAGAGGAUAGCGUCUCGAAUCGAUCAGACUGCCAUGCGUGGGGGAGCUCGCCUCUGUAUGAGUUUAUGGUCGAGGUGGCCGGCGUGCGGACCGUGGGUUCGGGGGCAAACAAGAGCAUCGCCUUUCGGCCUCGCAUCGCUCUGUUCAACGAGUUCCGCGCCAAGGUUCCAAUCCUCAGGGAUGAUUUUUUGGGGAUUGCACAUGUCCACUGGAAGCCCGAGGGGGAUGCUGUCCAGCUAUCGCUGUCGUUGGAAUUUACAGAAGGGGGGUCGAUCGCCGUGUCGUUACCAGAUGGGCACAUCGUGAGGAUGGAGCGUCUUGAGGAAGUGCGACUUGUCCUUGCGAGGAAAUGA
Aspergillus calidoustus is the source of this 2460-nucleotide messenger RNA. Lineage: Eukaryota; Fungi; Ascomycota; Eurotiomycetes; Eurotiales; Aspergillaceae. The record is from the annotation of a GenBank genome assembly.